AUGGCUGGCCUGGGCAGAAUCUCUGACGAUGAUGAACGACUCCAAAUCCAAGAUGACCCUACGUGUAGGCUCGCAGAUCUUCGCGAAAGCACAAGCGAUACACUGGGCACCUUGUGCGGAGAUCAAGCAGUGACUCUAAAAGGUUUUGCAAAGGUUAAGGUCGUCGACUACCAUGAACCCUCCGACAACUUCAUCACAAUAGCUCCAAAAUCCAAUGAGAACAUGGUUUUCCAUUAUAGUGCGACUUACUCCCCGAUUGGCCAAGAUGGAAACAUUCAGAUUCUGUUCAGCGCCAAAGCAUUCGAUCAGAGCAUAAAUAUUCCUCUCCACGACGCCGACGAUGUGGAUGAAAACGCUGUCUUCUCGUCGGCUUCUCAAAAGCCCUCAUCACCAUGCGAUUACUAUCUCGGAGAUUGGGAGUCGGUGCAGCAUUCGAAUCAAAUGCAGACAUACCUUACCUGUGGACCACAUCUAGAGCAUCUGCUUGAGCCUAAACGCCAUUACCCUGGAAUUACGGCUCCCUACUUUUACUUCGCCAAAGAUGGAGGUACCUGUACACCAAUGCACAUCGAAGAUGCGGGGUUUCCCUCUGUCAACAUGGUCCGCUGGGGCUCACCAAAGACAUGGUUGAUCAUUGAGCCUGGUUCAUCAAGGAGGCUCGAAGAGUUCGCUGCUUCCAGGACGUUAGGCGGGAAAACGAGCGGUGGCCGACGACCUUCAUAUGGGCGCAAGACGUGUUCGCAGUUCAUCCGGCAUGCAAAUAUACUAUUCUCACAGGAGACACUAGACAGCUGGGGCAUCAAGUACAACAUUGUCGUCUGCAAACCUGGGGAAUUGAUUGUCACCCUGCCGUACACCUAUCAUCAGGUGGUAAACCUCGUAGACGACGAUGCGGCAACAGAGAUUCAUCAAUAA
Messenger RNA from Colletotrichum siamense, 915 nucleotides. It is a transcript of the gene KDM4D, whose product is annotated as Lysine-specific demethylase 4D. The transcript is spliced from 3 exons. NCBI's taxonomy places the organism in Eukaryota, Fungi, Ascomycota, Sordariomycetes, Glomerellales, Glomerellaceae. The record is from RefSeq and is a predicted model, not a curated record. Gene Ontology annotation, molecular function: histone H3K36 demethylase activity; histone H3K9 demethylase activity. Gene Ontology annotation, biological process: chromatin remodeling. The coding region runs from base 1 to 915 and encodes 304 amino acids. Gene Ontology annotation, cellular component: nucleus.